Messenger RNA from Epinephelus fuscoguttatus (brown-marbled grouper), 4256 nucleotides. RefSeq names its product opsin 9 (gene opn9). Gene Ontology annotation, cellular component: membrane. The record is from RefSeq and is a predicted model, not a curated record. Gene Ontology annotation, biological process: G protein-coupled receptor signaling pathway. The coding region runs from base 2853 to 4256 and encodes 467 amino acids. Lineage: Eukaryota; Metazoa; Chordata; Actinopteri; Perciformes; Serranidae. Gene Ontology annotation, molecular function: G protein-coupled receptor activity. The transcript has 9 exons.
GGAGAUCAUUUCUGCUCAAGUCGAUUCUUGCGUCACCACAUAGAUUUAUAAAAAGGCCGUGGGAUCUAUCCUAAUUUUCCCUCUAUUUUUCCCCUCAUGUUCAAUAGCUGCUCUCUCUGUAAAUGUAAUGCACGGCUGACACAACCUGACAAUAACACACUAUGAUGGUUCAGUAUCAAGCUAUAUGAAUUAUGCCGGCAGAUGAUUGUAUGCAAAGUUAUUCUUCUCACCAGUCUGUCUGUGUUGAUCACGUGUUUAUAUCCCUGUGAGCUGCUGCAUAUCAAGACAUGAGCGCCACUGAUUGACUUUAAAGAUCCAGUGUGUAGGAUUUAGUGGCAUCUAGUGGUGAGGUUGCAGAGGAGACACUUCUCCCAUGUGCUAAAUCUGUAGGAGAACUAAGAUGGUGGACGAGAAAGUGGAUGUCCCCAGCAAUUUGUUUGAACAGUUUGCCUUACUGCCCAUACUGUUACAUGUAGGUAAAAUGGUGAGACAAAAAUGGAUGAAUAAUAAAUAAAUAAAAAUCAGAAAUAAAAUAUAUGCAAAGGGGUUCAAUGGAAUAAAGGAGUCUAUAAAUAAUAAAGUUAAUAGACAAACAAGACAUAAAUUUACAGAGAAUUUAAAAGACAAAUUUCAAACGUAAUAAAAGAUUUUGAAUACCAGUUUUACAACGACGCCCUGAUGGCAACAGAAAAUUCGCCUGUAAAAACAUCCAGAAAAAGCUAAAAUAGUGGCUUUGUUGAUGUAGAUGAAGGAUUUAUGUGGAUAUAAACAGCUCAUUCUAAGGUAGUAAAGACACAUUGAAUCUUGUUUUUAGGUGAUAAAAAACAAAUGAAAACAUUUAUGAAUAUUAUUUUUCCAUUUCUGCCAAUAGAUGCCCGUAAAUCCCACACACUGGACCUUUAAAAGAGGACUUAUUGUGUGUAUAUGUAACACCACAUUCCAUACACGCAGGAAUAUGCUCAACAAGAGGAAAAGCAUAUAGAAAGUUUAGUGGUGUUUCAAAUAUUUUUAUUUAACAAACCCACCUUUAAAUUUUCCUUAAAAUAGAGGUUUUUUUGGAUCUGUACCGUUCUAAAGUGUUGGGUUGUUAAUGACGUCACAGCAGAAACUGUCAGAUCAAGUUUUUUGCAUGCAGUAUAAAUGUAUUUUUACCUAUUGUAUUGAAAUAUUUCUGCAUACUGGAGGCUCCUAAAAAGUGUACACAAAUUGGGUUUGACUGGAAAGCUCAGAUUCUCGUGGAUUCGGUGAGCCUAGUUUUAUUCAUGUGUGAUGAUGUUAGCUCCCAUAGAAGCCAUUUCAUUGUAGUGAGUGACUUGGAAACGAAUAUUGCCAUAUAAAAUUACCUAUUGAGACCUUCAGGAUAAUCAGAGCCUUGUGAAACUUUACAACCACAAACUAGAGACCCCGGGCAUCCAGAGGAUGUGUAGCUUUCAUAGGUAUAUUGACAAAAAAAAACUGGUUUAUCGGCAGUUUUCAGAACGGAAGUACUCGCCAUCGAAUCUGCGAAAAAUGCAAUUCCUACAGAAAAUCUCCAAAUGGCAAAAACCUCAUAUACCAAAUCAUUAAAUGGAUUUUACUGUGGUUUUCCUCAAGGUCCUGGGGUCUCAUUUAUAAAACAAUGCGAAGGAUCCAUACUAAGAAUGUACGUAUGAACAAAAGAAUGGUGUGUGCUGAGGCUUCCACCUCACUAUCUGUGUUGCCAAUUUCCCAUCUCCAAAAUGUCUGUGAGCAUGGUUUAAAGGUUCUCCCAUCAAAUGUGUUUUUAUAGGUCACAACUUUUGCGUGGGAAGUGACGUAAGUCUCUUUCGGGCCUUGUUUUGUGCAUAUGCAGUGUUAGUGUGGUAUUUUGGAGGGAUUUUGGACUGCUUUUAUCAAUUCUCGAGUGGUAAAAACAAUGCUUAAAUUAGGCACCAAAGCUGUGUAACAAAUGGUAUCAACCCCAAAAAAUACUGCAACAACUCAUGAGACUUGACAGUGCAUGGGAAUGUCCAUCAUAUACUCUCAUCAUAAUGUUCUGAGCACUUAUACACUCUAAACCUUUAAAAGUUUUAAUAGGCACCUAACCAAAACACAAUAUUUAUUACGUAUAUGACUAGAAAAACUCGACAGACAGUGCUGAGAUGCAUCUUAAAUUAAUUUUUAGGUUCCAGUUUUCAGAUGACUAUUGCUUCUAUUUAGCAUCUACCACUGACCUGCUAACUUCCCUUAAGAUCCUCUGUCCCUGCCCAAAAAAAAGGUCUAUUUAAUUCAGUCAAAGUCAAGAGGAAAAUCAGAUACCAAAGCUCAUUUGAUCUACACAGAUAUAAGUAUUUUCUGACUCUAAACUCAAUUUCAUCUUUAAAAUUAAAGCCACAGUUCGUCCACUAACACCUGAUGAGCUGACAACAUGUGUGUGAUGGUUCCUAUUACUCCCAAACAUCAUCUUUCACAGAGAUGCCUGCAAUGUAUUCACAUGUAUUCACGCGGAUAAUAUGGAUUCAGUUGUCGGCUGCAGAGGAGAUACAAGGCGGGACAGCAGUUAAAGUCUCUUAAAUACCCCCCACCCUCUCUCUGUCUCUCCCUCUGUCACUCACACACACACUGUUUCUCAGUUUGCGUGUCUCUCGCUGAUCAUUUCUAAGCCAGAUUGUCAACAGCGAUUUUUUUUCUCUAGCUCUCCAGAGAAAUGCCACAUGGAUUUACAGAGAGGGGGUUUAAAUUAAGAUGAUAUUAAAAAAGAGAAGAUCUUUGCUAUAAAGGCCAGCUGAGAGCACACAGGAAGGGACUGACGAGCAGACAAGAGGAAGUGUCUCUUUGAAGCUGCGGGCGCUGCCUCUUCUCUGUAUGCUGCCGGGGGUCAGUGCAGUUCAUCCAUGGGAGAAAGUGGUUCACAGAGGGGCUCCUGGUUUCUCCCCUCGUCCAUCCACCCUCUGUUCCUCUCCCAGGUGUCCCCCUCUGCAGACCUGGCUGUUGCUGUCUUUCUUACCUUCACAUGUGUUGUAUCCGUCCUGGGGAAUGGCACAGUGUUGUUAGUCUACUCCAGGAAGAGAAAGAAGCUCAGACCACCAGAGCUCAUGACCGUCAACCUGGCCUUCUGCGAUUUUGGCUUCAGCCUCUUUGGGGCGCCGUUUUCCAUCAUUUCCAGCCUGUGCCACACCUGGGUGUUUGGGGAGACAGGGUGCCUUUGGUAUGGCGUUCAGGGCUUUGUGUUUGGCAUCGGCUCUCUGCUCACCACCUGUCUCAUCUCUCUGGACCGGUGCCUGAAGAUCUGCUGCUUAAGAUACGGUCAAUGGAUCGAGAGGCGCCAUGUGUCUCUGUCCAUAGCGUUGGUGUGGGUUUACACACUGUUCUGGGCUCUGCUGCCUGUGUUUGGCUUUGGAAGCUAUGGACCAGAACCUUAUGGGACCAGCUGCACCAUCAACUGGUGGAGAAUGAGGUCGUCUCUAAAUGACCGAAUCUAUAUUUUCCUCAUCCUGGUGUUAUGCUUCGGGUUUCCUACACUCACUAUCAUCACUUCAUAUGUGGCCAUCCUGCUGACGGUCUACAGAUCUAAUCGCACUCUGGCAUCUAUACCGUCCUCCUCUGUCAGCCACACCAGCAAAGACCUGAGACUUGCAAAGAUGGCUGCUGUGGUGUGCAUCAGCUUCCUCAUGGCCUGGACACCCUAUGCCACUGUGUCUCUGAUGUCUGCACUCAUUCCCAGAGAUGACCAAGAAGCAUCUUUACAGACUGCGGUGGAGGAGACCACCAACAUCCCAUCAUUACUCAACUGGACAGCUACAGAAUAUUACAGACAAAUCUCCUACAGCACUGAUAACAAGUGGAGCGAUGUGAGCAACAUGAAUUCGGCCUCCAUCAUCGGUUUGAGUGACGCCUUGCUCAGGUCCACCCUGGACAGUGAAGCUGAGCUAAUGACCACGAGCCCUCAGCUACUCUCCUGUUUCCCACCUGUAGUCACCUUGAUCCCUGCUAUGUUUGCCAAGUCCCACUGCAUGAUUAACCCUUUAAUCUACCAGAUCAUGAACAGGGAGUUCAGGGAUGACGUCUGUGUGAUGGUGUUAGGCCAGGAGAAGGCAGAGAGGAGGCGAAUGCAGGGGAGGAAGGGGAGCUCAUAUGAACGGACCAUCAGCCUCUCCUACUGCCACAGUUGGAAGAGGAAAAGUUGCAAGCCCAUGUCCUUGACUGUUGAAAGAAAAAAAGAAAUCAAAAGAAACAGAGGAACUGAGAGAGCAGGAGUGGAGGAGGAACAGACUCCUGGGCAAAUGAUAAGUCAGUAG